AUCUAUCCAUAUUUUGUAGUAUAUAGUAUAAUUAUAUAAUAUCACAUUUUGUGAAGUCAUCGUAAAACAAUUUGUUGAACUAUGCACAUAUUAACUUGCUCAUUACUAAUGCAUGAUGUCGAUCUGAAUAAAAUUCUUUUUUGCCAUACCCUGUAUUUGUGAACAACUUUGACCAUCAGUGAAUAAAUAUCAAGUUAAGGUACUUUUUUUUAAGGGGGUAAAAUCAUCGAAUGACUGCUCCCACCUGGGUGAGGCGGGAGGGAGUGUCAGACUCUUACUGACUAAAAACCACCCCGUUCCUUCUCCUGCACGUCGAGCCGGAGCCCCGGUAACCCGUUAG
Molecule: messenger RNA, 340 nt
Organism: Spodoptera littoralis (African cotton leafworm)
Lineage: Eukaryota; Metazoa; Arthropoda; Insecta; Lepidoptera; Noctuidae
Source: the annotation of a GenBank genome assembly